AUGACGAAGCGACAACGCACAAGCUCCCGGUCCGUAUCCCCCGCAGGCGACAAGCUAGCAAUGGACGACGAUUCGGACGACGCCAUGGCCACACGCAACGGGUCGUCCAAAAAGGCAUCUCGCAGUGCAGCGCUCGCACGGUCACAGGCACAGCGCGAGCGGGCCGAGAAGGAAGAAAAGGAACGGCAGCGCGCCGAGGCCGCUAGCAAACGCAACGGACGCGCAGAGCGUCGCAGGGUCGACGAUUCCGAUCCGUCAGAUGAAGCGCCAUUAGCAACAACGCGUGCGACGGCCGCAACGCGGACAUCGUCUGCCCCCGCCCCUCCCACAGCCACACCAGCAACAGCUUCGGCGAGUGGAAAUACGUCCACAACACCGACCAAUGCCCCCUCACUGUCCGCCACGCUGGCGCCUGCCACCGCGCCGCGCUCAGUGCCACCUCGACCCUCCCAGCCGUCACCUGAAACGCCACCACCGACCUCCGCACCUGCCAUGGCACAGUCCAAGUCCAAGGGCGGCCGGCCGACGCACAAGAAGAAGGGCCGCAACCAAUACACCAAGGAGCGGGACGCACGCGAGGAGCUCAACUCGAUGACCCGGUCACGUUCUAGGGACGUGCCAGACAACGGGCAGAGCAAGCCGGGCUCGAGCAGCGGCAGUGGCUCGCACAGCAACCAGAACAACAAGUCCGGGUCGCGCUCCAAGGGCGGCGGCGGCAGCAACAGUCGUGUCAGCCUCAACGAGAUGCGGCGACGCGUCUCGGCCAUGUCGGACUUUAUUGGCAAGACGCAGAUUGACAUUGCCAGCGGCGAGUACCUGGCGUCGGCAGUGGCCACACCAGACGGCGGCAAGGCCGGCAGUGUCCAUGCAGCGACGGAUCCGAACAGCGCAGCGACAACACCGUCGUCCACCUCGGCAUCACAGCAGCCAGCCACCAGCAACGGCGUGUCGUUGGAUGUUGCGCACGAGAAGGACUUUAAGAAGCUCCCGCUAUUGGAGAUGAUGGACACGCUCACUCGGAACAUCAUUCACUGGCAGAACCAGUACGGAAAUUGA
Sporothrix schenckii 1099-18 is the source of this 1056-nucleotide messenger RNA. RefSeq lists its product as uncharacterized. Lineage: Eukaryota; Fungi; Ascomycota; Sordariomycetes; Ophiostomatales; Ophiostomataceae. The record is from RefSeq and is a predicted model, not a curated record. The coding region runs from base 1 to 1056 and encodes 351 amino acids. Gene Ontology annotation, biological process: negative regulation of silent mating-type cassette heterochromatin formation; negative regulation of rDNA heterochromatin formation. The transcript has 2 exons. Gene Ontology annotation, cellular component: Rpd3L complex; Rpd3L-Expanded complex.